Polistes dominula (European paper wasp) is the source of this 2567-nucleotide messenger RNA. RefSeq lists its product as uncharacterized. Gene Ontology annotation, cellular component: nucleus. Gene Ontology annotation, molecular function: DNA-binding transcription factor activity, RNA polymerase II-specific. The record is from RefSeq and is a predicted model, not a curated record. Gene Ontology annotation, biological process: regulation of transcription by RNA polymerase II. NCBI's taxonomy places the organism in Eukaryota, Metazoa, Arthropoda, Insecta, Hymenoptera, Vespidae.
AUGUCGAGCAACCACGGGUAGGCGUGCUGUCCUGGUCUACUGUUGUUGGUUGCUCCGCCCGUUGCACCGCCCCAUUUUAUGUUCCUUCAGAUCCUCGGCCUCCCUUUACCAUCACCACCACCAUCACCACCACCAUCGGCUGCAGCAACAGCACCAACGACACCAGCGGCGGUCGCAGCCAGCCUGGGGAAAAGCUCGUUUGAGUUCUCGGCAGCGGGCACUGAACACACACACGUAAUAGUCGUCGUCUCUUCUAACCGACGAUUCACCGGUUUGGUUUAUACGUACGAUUCAUUCCUAUCACCACGGAUAUUACAUCCAAGUUCGGAUUUAACAUUUCGUUUUUUUCACAACGAAAGACUGAUUUAACCUAUUUUUUCUUUUUCUUUUUUGUUUACUUCUUUCAUGUUCUUUCGUAUACCGGUGAGAUAAAAAAGAAGAUUUGAAAUUUUUCGAACGAGAAACUCUGUUGUUUGUGAAUGUCUGAUAAUUAAUUAUUAUUAAUUUUUUUGUUAUUUAUCUUCUGAUAUCAAGAAGAGAUUUAUGUUUUCUCUUGUAUGUUUUAUUUUUUUGAGAAAACUAAAUCGUUAGAGUGAAGUUGUGAGAGAGACAGAAGAACGUUUGAUUUGUUUUCGAUAAGUGAAAGAUCGGAGAUGAAAGAUCGAAAUGGUUUUGAAAAUAAUAUCGUGCGAGAUCGAACGUUGAAACCCUCGUGCUGAUCCUGGAAUGAAUUUUGAGGAUGUCGUGAAUCUAUACGUGCAAUUAUUUAUUAACUAUACAAAAUAUAUAAGCCUAUAAAACUGUAAUUUUGUUUUUGUUUUGUUAUAAACUUACAACGUUCGAAGAGAAGAUAUUUGAUUGCUUCGAUCGCUUCUAUUCCUCGGAAUCGUCUAAACUUGAAAACUUCGUUGGAAUCGAGGAACCCCUUUGACAAGACGAUUUUUGGAUUGAUGAAAGUGUCCGACGUUAGGGGAGAGAGGAAUGGUGUUGUGAUCACGACGGCGUUGUGCAAUCAAAAUUCGUCGGAUCUUUGCCGGUUCUUCUUUAAUUUUGCGUAUCAUGCAACCAUUCUCAACGGGCAACACGAUGGCGACGGAGACCCCGACCAGUCUACCACCGGAGAAGGUGAGCUCGCCACCAUCCUCUCGGAACUUGACCUUCUCCAUAGCGAAGAUCAUGGAACCGGACAAACGUUUGACCGAACAAGCGAACGCAGCUCAAACGGUUCAAGCAGCGGUGGUCCCACCACCCCCGUCGACGACUACCGCAACACCUACAACCACUCCGGCUGGCAUCCUUCAUCAGGCAUCCCACUUCCCAGCUCUAAGCCAACGUUACUCUGCUCAUUUGGAAUCUGCGUUCAAAAAAUACGUGCCAACAUUGAGGCAUCAAAAUCUUUAUCCCCUCCUCUACUAUACUCCGAGUCCAUUGUUAAGGGCCUUUCCAGGUUCGCCAGAGACUACGCCGAGCGUAGCCCAAACCUCGCCACCACCGAGUUCGGUUCAAGACACUUACGUUUCCUCGAGGUUUAGUCUGAUGACGGAAAAUCAACGCGGUAAAAAAGGUUCCGUUCAAGACACUUCCAUUUCAUCGAGGCUAAGUCUAAUGACGAUCUCACCGGAAAGUCAACGCGGAAAGAAAAGUCCUACUCCUCGUAACGAGAUCAAUGGUACGAACAAACAAAAAACCUUCACCUGUCCUGAGUGCGGUAAAGUUUUCAACGCUCAUUACAAUCUUACACGGCACAUGCCGGUACACACGGGAGCACGGCCAUUCGUAUGCAAGAUAUGCGGAAAAGGAUUUCGUCAGGCCAGUACUUUGUGCAGGCAUAAGAUCAUUCACACCGCUGAAAAACCACACAAAUGUGGUACCUGUGGUAAAGCGUUUAACAGAAGUUCAACAUUGAAUACUCACUUACGCAUACACACGAAUUACAAACCGUACAGAUGCGAAGUCUGCGGCAAGGGAUUUCAUCAGAAAGGAAAUUACAAGAAUCACAGGUUGACGCAUAACGACGAGAAAGCUUACAAGUGUACCGUCUGCAACAAAGCAUUCCAUCAGAUUUACAAUCUUACUUUUCACAUGCAUACGCACAACGAUAAGAAACCAUUCUCAUGUAAAAUAUGUGGAAAAGGAUUUUGUAGGAAUUUUGAUUUAAAGAAACACAUGAGAAAAUUACACGAUACCGGAUUACCCGUAUUAGCUGGACUCGAUACUUCCAGUCAAAGCCAUAACCAACAACCGGGUUACUCGUCGAUGCAUCAACCACCCGAUGGACGUUCCUUCGUUAGCCCGUUCCUUCUGCCGCCACCAAAUUCAUCUAGUUAUCUCACUAAAAUGUUGUGACAUAGUGAGAACAUUCCUUAUCCAAGGAAAGCUCAAUGCCAAUUGAUGCUGGCUCCUCCCUGUUACGCCGGAGACAUCGCUCAUUUGGCUCAACCAUCUAAGUGAAAAGAAAAUGCACCACGUCUACCUGAGACUGACCUGAAGUAACAGCAACAACAAAAAAAAAGUAAUACACUUCUUUGACGAUUAAUCCUAAUCGUUCAAUCUAAAAGAAAAAAAAA